GCAUAUAUUAUGUUAAUGUUUAUGCGGUCUGACGUCAUCGCAGCGACCGCAUAUAUUAUGUUAAUGUAACGCGAUCUGACGUCAUCGCAGCGACGCAUAAAUUAUGUUAAUGAGAUAUUGGCCAGCGCAGAGCGGUGGGAGCGUGAAUUGCCGCGGCCACAGAUUUAAAGUUUCCCUCGUCUGAAGGGCGCCAAACUUUAGAGAUAAUUAUUAUUGUUAACUAAGAGCGAUUUUGAGGGAAAACCAAACAUGUUCUAUUACCCUGAGGUGUUGAGAAGGCGUGGAAAGUUUGCGACGAUUUGGUUGGCCGCCACCAAAGCAGUGAAGCUGUCGAGGAGGGAAUGGCUGCUUGUGAACGUCAACUUGUCCUGUAACGAUGUCCUGGACCACGUGAUGCUGCGCGUGAAGGAGAAGGGCCAGCUGCGGCGAUUCUCCCUCUACCUGUCGGCUCAGCUCAUGUACGGCCUGGCCUGCGUCUUCUCUCGCCAGAGCGGCUACCUCAUCGACGACGUGCGCUCGUGUCUGGAGAAGCUGCACAGGGCGGCGACGGUGGCUCGCAUCGACAUGGAGGAGACGGAGAGACUGCGGCUGACGCUUCCGGAUGAAUUGUCCAUCAUGGAGGAGACCCUGGGAGCUGCUGACCCCUGGUUCGGGGUCAUGACCUUCCUAACCCGAGCCUCAGAAACUCUCCAUGCAAUCGAGUUUCAAGCAGAUGUGCUGAGUCCCCUGCCUCCAUCUGGCUCUCCUCUAUCACCUGAGCCACCGUUUACGAUGCGAGAUUUAAAGUCUCUGGUGCCAGAGGAGGGCAUGUUUGCAGAGCAAGCGGACCUGCCUGAAAUGUCUCCGCAAGAGAUUCAACACUUGCUGUCUCCCCACCUGCUCUCUCCUCUCGCUCCACACGGAUGGUAGCGGCCACCGUCUGUGGAGGAGGAGGAUGAGGAGGUCUUGCGCAAGGAUGGGACUUAUGAAGAUUCUGGAGUCACUCAACAUCCAUCCAGGAUUUCACUGGAGGCCGACGUGGAAGUCACGAAGAGGCGCACGGUCGACGACAUCCGCGCCGCGCCACUCGCCGCCUCUCCCGACGCCCUGGAGGCCACACUCACUGGAGCUGUCGCCCCAGCCAUGCCGAGCCCCCCCUCCCCUCUACGUAGAAGCGAUGACAGCCUGGACAGCCCCUUCCACCUGCCCCCCCUCAGCCCCGAGGGGGCCGCCCCCCCUCCCCAUCGACGCCGCCGCCGCCACCCACUCUUCAGCGACGACGACACCAGAUGCCGCAGGAACGAGAUGAGGGCACAGGUGGCUGGGCCCCAACGCUCGCUGCAGCCGUUCGUGAGGUAG
This is a messenger RNA of Lethenteron reissneri (Far Eastern brook lamprey), 1338 nucleotides long. RefSeq names its product meiotic recombination protein REC8 homolog. Gene Ontology annotation, molecular function: chromatin binding; protein binding. Gene Ontology annotation, biological process: double-strand break repair; meiotic sister chromatid cohesion. Gene Ontology annotation, cellular component: meiotic cohesin complex. The record is from RefSeq and is a predicted model, not a curated record. NCBI's taxonomy places the organism in Eukaryota, Metazoa, Chordata, Hyperoartia, Petromyzontiformes, Petromyzontidae.